Messenger RNA from Cladophialophora yegresii CBS 114405, 1809 nucleotides. Its product is annotated as glutamate decarboxylase. Bases 1 to 1809 code for a protein of 602 amino acids. Gene Ontology annotation, biological process: carboxylic acid metabolic process. Gene Ontology annotation, molecular function: pyridoxal phosphate binding; carboxy-lyase activity. The transcript has a single exon. NCBI's taxonomy places the organism in Eukaryota, Fungi, Ascomycota, Eurotiomycetes, Chaetothyriales, Herpotrichiellaceae. Gene Ontology annotation, cellular component: cytoplasm. The record is from RefSeq and is a predicted model, not a curated record.
AUGGCAGACACGCCAUUCGAAGACGGCGUCGACAGCCCAGUGCGGGAUAGUGCACAACGAACCGGUCAUGAUGUGGGCGCAUCUAAUGGGACAAAAGCCAGCAGCAGCAGGUCGAGCGAUUUCUUCUAUUCCAGGGCCGACGAAUUACAGGACCUCCUUGUUUCGGUCGUGUCGCGUCUCGUCCCUUUCGUCCAGCAAGCCGACAUAGAGCGCAGAGCUCACCGGGAUCACCAACAAGUAUCGACAUCGUGUCUCGUGGACUCACACCCACCUUCGGAUUUGCUGGCCAUCCUACACUCGAGUGGCACCCUCGACCUGCCCGACCAGGGGACCGGUCAAGCUGGACUCGAAGAGACUCUGUCAACCAUAUUGAAAUAUAGCGUAAACCCUUCGGCGCCCGGGUUUCUCGACAAGCUUUACGCCGCGCCCCUACCACCUGGGAUUGUGGCCGAGUUGAUCCUUGCCGUGCUGAACACAAAUCUGCACGUCUACCAAGUAUCGCCAGUUCUUUCUCUCAUCGAGACACACGUCACGAAGGCGCUCGCGCAUAUGUUCGGUCUCACGGGUCCACGUGCCGGGGGCAUCAAUGUCCAAGGCGGCAGCGCGAGCAACAUGACCAGCAUUGUGAUUGCGCGGAACACGCUGUUCCCGGAGACGAAACGACUCGGAAAUCAUGCUCCGGGCCGACAGCUCGUCAUGUUCACGUCGGAGCAUGGCCAUUACAGCAUCGAAAAGGCAGCGCAGCAGUGCGGGUUUGGCAGUGACAGUGUCGUUCCCGUCCCCGUGGAUCCGAUCACCGGUGAAAUGGACCCGCACGCGCUCGAAACACUGAUAGUACGAGAAAAGAGCCACGGCAAGACGCCAUUCUACGUCAACGCCACGGCUGGGACGACCGUACUUGGCUCCUUCGACCCCUUUGCGCCCAUCGCGGAAGUCGCCAGGAGACACGGCCUGUGGAUGCACAUCGACGGUGCAUGGGGCGGCAGUUUUGUCUUCUCGGCUUCUCUACGGUCCAGGACGCUGAGAGGCUGUGAACUUGCCGACAGCAUUGCCAUCAAUCCGCAUAAGAUGAUGGGCGUGCCAGUCACUUGCAGCUUCCUGUUGCUCAAAGACCUGAAGAACUCGCACAUGGCCAACACCCUCCGAGCAGGCUACUUGUUCCACGACAAGGCGGGAGAUGAUGACGAGGGUUCGGAAAAUCCAGUGGGAGUCACGAACGGCACAGCGAACGGUCAUUCCGACAAUGACGACGACUGGACCCCUCCGGACGACCUUGCGGAUCUGACGCUCCAAUGCGGCCGACGUGGCGACAGCCUGAAACUGUUUCUGUCCUGGCAAUACUACGGCACGGCUGGAUAUGCGGCCAAGAUCGAAAAUGCAUACUCAGUGGCAUGCUACAUGGCAGAUCUUGUGGCCAAGAAUCCGAACCUGCUGCUCGUAAGCACAAACCCACCGCCGUGUCUGCAGAUAUGCUUCUACUUCGCGCCAGGAAAGAAGAUGGUGCAUGCUCUAAGCGAUAUUUCCCAUAUGAAUGGCAGCCAUAACGGGGACCCAAAAAGCCAAGCGCAGAAGUUAGGCAAGCGCAACUCAGCAGUGACGAGCCGCAUUGCUCAGGCUCUGAUCCCGAAAGGAUUUAUGGUAGAUUACGCGCCGGCCUUGAGCCACGAAGUGGAGAAGGGUUCCUUUUUUCGAGUCGUUGUCAACAUCUCCACCACCAGGGAGACGGUUGAAAGGCUGGUACACGAGAUCGAUGUCGCUGGACGACUAGCUGUUCCUGGUAAUUCGGAGACCAUUCCGAACAGUGGUUGA